Molecule: messenger RNA, 2322 nt
Organism: Didymella exigua CBS 183.55
Lineage: Eukaryota; Fungi; Ascomycota; Dothideomycetes; Pleosporales; Didymellaceae
Exons: 4
Coding region: 1-2322 (773 amino acids)
Biological process (GO): L-leucine biosynthetic process
Cellular component (GO): 3-isopropylmalate dehydratase complex
Molecular function (GO): 3-isopropylmalate dehydratase activity; 4 iron, 4 sulfur cluster binding
Source: RefSeq, a predicted model, not a curated record
AUGCCGUCUGCCGUGAAACCCCCGCAGACCCUGUACGACAAGGUGUUCGAGGACCACAUUGUCGAGGAGAAGGCGGAUGGCACAGUUCUGCUCUACAUCGACAGACAUCUGGUCCACGAAGUGACAUCACCACAAGCUUUCGAGGGCCUCCGCAAUGCCGACCGCAAAGUACGGCGACCGGACUGCACGCUUGCCACAGUCGACCACAACAUCCCGACCAUCUCGCGGAAGAACCUCACAACCACGGAGAAAUUCAUCGAUGAGGCCGACUCGCGGACGCAGGUCAUGACGCUCGAGGACAAUGUCAAGGCAUUCGACCUCACGUACUUUGGCAUGGGCGACAAGCGACAGGGCAUCGUCCACAUCAUCGGUCCGGAGCAGGGCUUCACGCUCCCCGGCACAACCGUCGUCUGUGGCGACAGCCACACGUCGACACACGGCGCAUUCGGCGCCCUCGCGUUCGGCAUCGGCACCAGUGAGGUCGAGCACGUCCUGGCCACGCAGACGCUCCUCACAAAACGCAGCAAGAACAUGAAGGUCCAGGUCGACGGCGAACUGGCGCCCGGCGUCAGCAGCAAGGACAUCAUCCUGCACGUCAUCGGCAUCAUCGGUACCGCAGGCGGCACAGGAGCAGUCAUCGAGUUCUGCGGCUCGGCCAUCCGCAGCCUCAGCAUGGAGGCCCGCAUGUCCAUCUGCAACAUGUCCAUCGAGGGUGGCGCACGAGCGGGAAUGGUCGCGCCCGACCAGACCACCAUCGACUACUUGAAGGGACGCCCGCUGGCACCCCAGGUCGAUAGCCCAGAGUGGAAGAAGGCCUGCAGCUACUGGCUGAGCCUCAAGUCGGACGAGGACGCCAAGUUCGACCACGAGAUCUACAUCGACUCCAAGGAUAUCGCCCCGACCGUCUCGUGGGGCACAUCGCCGCAGGACGUUGUCCCCAUCACCGGCAAGGUCCCCGGCCCCGAGGACUUUGACGACGAGGUCAAGAAGGAGGCCUGCAAGCGCGCCCUGAAGUACAUGGGCCUGACUGCCGGCACGCCCAUGCAAGAUGUCCAGGUCGACAAGGUCUUCAUCGGCUCUUGCACAAACGCCCGCAUCGAGGACCUGCGCGCGGCCGCAAGCGUCGUCGAGGGCAAGAAGGUCGCCUCGAACAUUAAGCACGCCAUGAUCGUCCCCGGCUCCGGUCUCGUCAAGCGGAAAGCCGAGCAGGAGGGUCUCGACAAGAUCUUCAUCGAAGCCGGCUUCGACUGGAGAGAAGCCGGCUGCUCCAUGUGCCUGGGCAUGAACCCCGACAUUCUCGCCCCCGGCGAGCGCUGCGCAUCGACAUCGAACCGCAACUUCGAAGGCCGACAGGGCGCUGGCGGCCGCACCCACUUGAUGUCCCCCGUCAUGGCCGCCGCCGCCGCCAUCGUCGGCAACCUUGCUGACGUCCGCAAGCUCGCGCCCUCGACGUCCUCGGCCGCAAAAGGCUCCCCCAAGGUCGAGGUCGCACAUGUGCACGACGCCGAGUCGGACGAGGACCUCGACAGGAUCAUGGACCUGCCCGAGCAGAACCAAGCCACGCACUCGGAAAAGACGAGCACCAAGGGCGCCAGCGUGGGCAUGCCCAAGUUCGAAACCCUCCGCGGCUACGCGGCGCCCAUGGACAUUGCCAACAUCGACACCGACGCCAUCAUCCCCAAGCAGUUCCUCAAGACCAUCAAGCGCUCUGGGCUCGGCACCGCGCUGUUCCACGCCUGGCGCUACGAGGCGGGCAGCGACAAGGAAGACACAUCGUUUGUGCUGAACCAGGAGCCGUACCGCCAGGCCAAGAUCCUCGUCUGCACCGGCCCCAACUUUGGCUGCGGCUCCAGCCGCGAGCACGCGCCCUGGGCCCUCCUCGACUUCGGCAUCAAGUGCAUCAUCGCGCCCUCGUUCGGCGACAUCUUCUUCAACAACACGUUCAAAAACGGCAUGCUGCCGCUGCGCAUCACGGACGCCGCGCGCCUCGCCGCCAUCGCCGCAGAGGCCAAGGCCGGCCGCCAGAUCGAAGUCGACCUCGUCAACCAGGUCAUCCGCGCCGCGGACGGCACGGAGCUGAGCACCUUUGACGUCGAGGAGUUCCGCAAGCACUGCCUCGUCAACGGGCUGGAUGACAUUGGCCUCACCAUGGCGAGCGAGGACGCGAUCCAGAGACACGAGGCGAAGCGCUCGAGCGUCUGGCCGUGGCUCGAUGGCUCGGGCUAUCUGGCCAGGCAUGGCAAGGGCCCCGUGCGGGUCGAGGCUGCAAAGCUGCCGAGGACGAAUCGUGGGGAGGCGCUGAACGAGCCGCUGGACUGGUAG